AGAGAUAGAGAUAUAUAGAGGGAAAGAGAAAGAGAGCGAGAGAGAGAGAGAUAGAGAGAGAGAGAGAGAGAGAGAAAAAGUGAGAGAGAGAGAGAGAGUGAGUGAGAUAAAUAGAUAGAUAGAUAGAUAGACAGAUAGAAACACGCUACUAGGUUUUCUUUACCAGAUCCUGAAGAAAAUAGUUGAAUUAUAAAAAAUUAUUAUCGCCGGGAAAGAAAAAAUCGUGAGAGAUCUCUUCAGCUUUUGUUUGUGCGAAAGGAAGUAUCGAAAAAGUUUUUUUUCUCCAUUUCCUUUUGUUUCCAUCUUGUUUUUAUUUGUUGUUAUUAUUUUUCUUUUCUCUUUUUUUUUCUAUGUUUUUUUUUUCUUUUUUUUUUUUUCUUUUCUUUUUUUGAUUAUCAACGUACCUACCUACCGUCGGUCAAUCUUACUCGUUUUACGAAUAACACGUCAAAGUUUGUUCACAGUAAAAAUCAUUUUUAAAUGUAGAUUUUCAAUUUUUCUUUUCAAAAUCCAUCCUCCCACCUACCGCACCUAUUCAAAUCUCCUGCGUAUAUAUCUAUCCUGAUUUUCUACAUUUCGAUAACAGUGAUUGUAUGUAGUGAAUGUACAAAGAAGAAAAAAUAAAAAAAGAAAUAAAAAAAAAAAAGAAAAAAAAAGAAAGAGAAAAUUUAUUAAAAAAGAAAACUAGUGAAAAUUAAGUGACAAUUUGUGUACCAUAUAUAGAACAAUUUGUGUAUCAUAUAUAGAAUAUAUAUGUAUGUGUAUGUAUAUAUAUAUAUAUAUAUGCAGUAACAAUAUGUAUACGUAUAUAUAAUCGAAUUCUUCCAUGAAGUUUUCUUUUAACAAUCGUGAAUAUUUGUGUACUGUAUAAACGUAAAUCACGAUUUAACUGUGAAUUCAUCUUCUCGAAGAUUUCUCAAAAGAUUGUGUGAAAAUUUCUUCGUUUAUCCAUAAUACCGAAUGACAAUUUGAGUGAAUCCUUCUCGAAGAUCUGUCCUUUUUUUUUCUCUCAAAGAAGAAUAAGAAGACGAAGAAGAAGAAAAAGAAAUAUAUAUAUAUAUAUAUAUAUAUCGAAGUUAUUGACAGAGAUUUUGUUUAAUCGACGAAAUUACUCGACAUAUAACAAACAAUUCAGAUACUAACUAGUCGUGAGAAUGACAUCACUCGGAUAGUUCAACCUUUGUCACAUCUCUCAUUGGACGAUAUGCGAAAGUUACUUUUUCGUUGGACUGUACGUUGCUAAGCCUGCUUGACUCCUACCAAGAUUAAGGUGUUUUUGAGGGAGUCGAGUGAAAUAGAGAAUGACGGAUAGCCAGCAGCAGUUUUGCUUGCGGUGGAACAACUUUCAGGCGAACAUCACGAGCCAGUUCGAGGCGUUGCGAGACGAUGAGGACUUCGUCGACGUUACAUUCGCCUGCGAUGGCAGGCGACUUCAGGCUCACAAGGUCGUCCUAUCCGCUUGCAGCCCUUACUUCAAGGAGUUGUUCAAGACCAAUCCUUGCAAACAUCCAAUAAUUUUUAUGCGGGAUGUGGAAUUUGAACAUUUACAAUCACUGCUGGAGUUCAUGUAUGCUGGUGAAGUAAACAUUUCACAAGCUGAAUUGCCUACUUUUCUACGUACAGCUGAAUCUCUACAAAUCCGUGGUCUCACCGACUCUCAGAGUAGUCAGCACAACAACGAAAAGCACUUGAAAACGAAUAAUGUUCACGCAUCAAAUGGCCGUGGUCUGAUCUCACCGAGUUUGGACGAUGAGCGCAGUAAAACACCACCACCAUCGAGCCCUCCACCAUUAAAAAGGCUGUGUAAAAGAAGUGAUUCACCUCAAAUCUCUAGUCCAACACCUACUGUGACGCCUUGUGCUAGCAGUACACCUCUCUCAAGACCGCUUAUAGAACCGCAAGUUCAGCUUGACUGUUAUAAGGAUAUUGAUAUUGUGGAGCCAAAAGUAGAACUACCUGAAUAUGGCAGCGAUGACGAUUGCUCAUCAAAACAAGAAGUUAACACGUUACCUGGUGGUUUCCUUAGUUUGGAUGGUGGUAUGGAAGUGUUACCUACAUAUCCACCAUCUUAUCAAGGAACCAGUAUGGAAGGUGGUAUGCCUGGACCUUCACAUGGGAACAAUGAGCUGAAUCAAGAGCAGCAAGCUGACCUGCGUAAACUGCACUCGCUGGACCCACGCCCCUGUCCUGUGUGCAACCGCAUGUACAGUAACUUGUCCAACCUGCGGCAGCACAUGCGCCUCAUCCACAACCCUCAGAGUGUCACAUGCCCUCUAUGUAACAAGCCCUUCAAGACCAAGCUGUACCUCAAACGUCACCUGGUCAGUUUCCACGAACUCAGUGUGGCGGACAGGCAACGCCAGGAGGAAAUCUACCAUCAUCAGGUUAAAGUUCAGGUUCAAGGACAGGGUCAGGCACAGGUUCAGGGUGGAGCUCAGGCUCAAACACAGACACAAGUUCAGGCUCAAACACAGGCUCAAAUUCAGGCUCAAACGCAAGCUCAGGUGGAUAACAAAGUGCUCUUGACCGCUUCUGCUCCGCUCUCUCGUCUUCCCGCAGAAGAUAGCGGGGGGAGCGGAAGUGGAAAUAUUGUAGAACCAAAGCUGAGAGCAUACCAGGCACAGGCUGGUGAUAAUUCUUAUUCCGUAGAGGUUGCCCAAAUUGGUGAUACGAAACAUUUUGCAAGCGGAAUAUUGCAAUUCGAUGCUUCGUAUCACUAAUGUAUAGGUUUUUAUUUAUUUUUAUUGUAUUUCCCAGUAUCAUUUUGUGAUAUAGCGUGCGAUGAGUCAAGUUUAAAUUUAUUAUUUAGUGAACUUGUGAUUCAAUAGGAAACGUAAUCUUUACAGUUGAUCGACAAGUAUAGAUAGAAAUAACGUUACGAUACAAGGCUGAUUCUGUAUUUAGGUGAUCGGAAACUGUGCAGGAUGAGGCACGGGUGUAACACAUAAUUCGAAAUUAUUUAAAAACGUACGGAAUUGCAAUACAAAUCGAGAAAGUGCGUUGUCGUCGAAUGCAACGGAUCUGCAUACUACACAUUUAUUUUCUGUGCGUACAGAAAAAGUUUAUAUAGAUCGUAUCUAACUCGACUAUCAUCGAUACGAAUAUUAAACCGUGUACAUAGGUUUGGGAGACUAGUUUACAUAUAAUGUCCCGUGCCUAUUCAUCAUAAAGAUGAUGAACGUUAAUAAGGGGGAAAUGAGUAAAAAAAAUAUGCCGUAGGUGGAGCAGCCAUCCCACCUCGUACUGAUAAUUCUGCAGCCGGAUACUUGUUGUUUUAUUUAAUGCUAUACAGUGUUAUACAGACUACAGAUAUUUACAACAAUAUUAUAUUCUUACAGAGAAUUAUAUUUACUUUAUUAUUGCAGCGCAAUGUGCAAUGACAUAGCUCGUACAUGAUAUAUUUUUCACAUGCAUACAUUGCAAUAUACAGCCAAUCGACAGCUCAACAGAGUAAUAAUAUUUAUUAUUAACAGUUAUCAACAAACCGUGAUCGCAACUAUGCAGCAGAUUGAAUUAAACAAUAUAUAAUAAGGGGGCAUUGUGUUUGUGCUGGUUUUUUUCUCUUAUGUAGUUUGGAGAGGAUUAUUAUUUUCUUUAUGUAUAUAUAUAUAUACACAUACAUAUAUAUGCAUAUAUGUACAUAUAUAUGCAUACAUACAUAUAUAUGC
Messenger RNA from Vespa velutina, 3668 nucleotides. Its product is annotated as protein abrupt-like. Bases 1302 to 2720 code for a protein of 472 amino acids. The transcript is spliced from 8 exons. The record is from RefSeq and is a predicted model, not a curated record. NCBI's taxonomy places the organism in Eukaryota, Metazoa, Arthropoda, Insecta, Hymenoptera, Vespidae. Gene Ontology annotation, biological process: regulation of transcription by RNA polymerase II. Gene Ontology annotation, molecular function: protein binding. Gene Ontology annotation, cellular component: nucleus.